Beta vulgaris subsp. vulgaris (sugar beet) is the source of this 1552-nucleotide messenger RNA. RefSeq lists its product as hypothetical. Bases 325 to 996 code for a protein of 223 amino acids. The record is from RefSeq and is a predicted model, not a curated record. The transcript has 7 exons. NCBI's taxonomy places the organism in Eukaryota, Viridiplantae, Streptophyta, Magnoliopsida, Caryophyllales, Amaranthaceae.
UUUCUCCAAAAUUUAAAUUUCCUUUUUUUUUAAAUUCUUAUUUUUCCUUAACUUUCUUUGAAAUUUUGCAGAAUUCGCCAUUUUCUCUCUCCUCCUCAUUUUACACCAUAAAUUACAUUAAAACCCCCUCUUUGCUUACUCCUGCCUUCUUUCUCUCUCCUCCUACUCUUUCCCUCUCCUCAAACUUGAGUUGUUUUUGUAUAUGAAUUUAAGUUUUUAUUUAUUUAUUGUAUAAUUAGGUUUUUUUCGCCGAAUCUUGGUGCAUCAUCAGGUUACUCGAAUUAGUUGAUUGUGCGAAAGUCUUGAUCUUUAGGGUUUUCUAGCAUGAGCGCCAGGGUACCGAAGGGUGUUCCUCCAAAGGCUGCUGUCCGCUGCUCCCAACGGAGGAAAAUGGGAUUAGAUGUUGAUCUCAAUGUCCCGCUUUCUGAUCAUUGUGAUGAAGUUGGGACGUCGAGCCAUGUGCCUGCGGUUCCACAAGUCCAAGCUGCUCCGCUAGUGGUACCGAUUGAUGUUGAUUCACUUGAGGAGGAUGUCGUUUUAUCCUCUCCAAGGGCCUUUGCAGCGGCUAAAAAUAAUUCGAGAAGGAAUCAGACUAGAAGCAGUAAUGUCGCUGACGUUGAAAUUCUAUCUGCAAGUAGACCUGCUGCUAACAACCGUUGCAAACGGCAAAGAGUCCCUACAAAUCAACCUAUUAUCAACUGUGAAUUAUAUGUAAUUCCGGACAGGAACGACAGUGAUGUGAGUGGAACUGGUGAGAGUUUUCCAGGGAAGACAAGAAGUGUGGCCCCACCACCACCUCCUCCUCCUCCAGAGCCUGUAUUUAAUUGUCCCGUUUGCAUGGGUCCAUUGGUUGAAGAAAUGACAACAAAGUGUGGUCACAUAUUCUGUAAGGCAUGCAUUAAGAAAGCAAUAUCUUCUCAGCACAGAUGUCCUACUUGCAGGAGAAAGGUGACGAUGAAAGAUACAAUAAGGAUCUACCUUCCUGCUUCAAGUUAAACUUGAGGCGUAUAUUGAAUGAUGUCGAGGGGAUUCCUGGAGUCUUUUUAGUUCGAAGAGGUGAAGAAAGAAGUCACUGAUCGUCUGCACAUUGCUAUUGAUUUAAGCCUUAUAUUUGAAAGAAAAGGUGGGGGAGUUAACCCCUGUGCUAAUGUCUGGGAGUCUGUAAAUUGAUGGGAUGUCCUUUAUUAUAUUGGUGGAACAUUUUGAUGCCUCAAAUUAGAUUUUUCCAUUCUUAUACUCCUUUCUUUUUCCUUUUAGUGUCAGUUUUGGGGCUUCAAGAUGAACCCAUCUCAUCGGGUCAUUUCAUUCAAAUGUUGUACCCACUAGAAAGUGGCCUUUGAAAGAGAUACGCUACUCACUCACUGAUAUCGUCAACUAGUUUUAGAUGAGCUUAUCAACCUGGAAUUUCAAAGCAUCUAAUAGAUGAUUAGUUGGAUUGGCUAAAAAAUUCCUUUUUCAUUUUCUGCUUCUUUUACUAGCUCUUGUAUGUAAAUUACCGUUUUCAUUUUUUGUUGCUGGGAAGGUAAAAUAUAUUUUGAGUUUUUGGUUGGCA